AGCUUUAUUUUUCCUUGUACAGUUACGCUUUGGAGAUGAAAAGAACCAUAAUAUAGUUGUGUCUGCGUUGUCUCUACUUCGGACGAGCGCAUUAUAGCGUUCCUUCUACUCAAACUCAUCUUUUCUGGCUUGUCUUCAUCUGCCAUACGACAACACUACAGCUCUGCAUCUCUUUGAAUCUGCACACCGUGUCGAAUUGCUAAUACCUGGAUCUUGUUCACACUGACCGUCUAGAACAAGUUUGCAGAGGGUAGAUUAUACACUUACUUACACAACUACAUUCAACCCUCCACAUGGUUUCAGACCAGCAGUCCCUGAUGCGCGAGGACCACUACCAGUAUGGCGGCAGCAUGUCGCUGAACCGCGACGGAGGUCCGGUGGUCGACAUCGAGCGUUUCAUUGAGGCGGAGCGAAAGUUCGUCGCUUUCCAGCAGGCCGGGGAUCACGAGAAGGCUGUGAAGGCUCUGGAGGCGGUCCUGCGGCAAAACAAGCAAUUCGUGCAGAACCUGGAGGAUACGCUGCUCAGUUCCCUGUUCGAAAAACUGGCCGUCGGCUACAACACGCUGGGCAUGAAAUUUCUGAAGCUCGGGAAGACGGACCUCAGCUUGCGCUACUUCCAAAAGUCCGAAGUGGUGACAGACCCCGCAAACUUGCACAUCCACACGAACACAAGGUACGUCUAUUCUGAUGCUAUGCUGCUUCAAGCGCUGGGCCCUUUUUCGAAUGAUAUUUCUAAGCUUACCUACCUCGCGGCCACCUUUUCUAACUCGGCAAAAUCAGAUUGGUCCUACGUGCGGUGACGUACAACAACCUUGGCUGCUUCUACAAAAGUAUGAACAAAUUGCACACCGCGCUGCACUACCUGCGAAAGGCCCUCGUCAUUGAAGAGCGCGGCUUGGCAGAGAGAAGACACAUGGAGGACGAAAAUGGUACAAACAUGGGAGUUCCACAUGCAUUUAUUUUUUCUUGUUUGGACGUCGCUAUUCGAAAACGAGAUUGGAUUCCGUUUUCCUAUUCCGUGUGCAUCUUGUCAAUCUUUGAUAUGACGGGGUAUUGCGGUAGACCUAGUGGUCCUCUGAUCCCCCGUAGGACGAAAACGAAACUAUACUUAACUACACACAAUCUGAAAUAAAUCGGGAAAUCGAAAUACCAGCAGAGGAUAACCCUGAUCCGGACGAGAGUGUAGCAGCUGCUCCCGCAACAUCCGGCUCUUCGUCUGGGGCACAGAACCCAGCGGCUACGCACCUGAACUUGUGCGCGCUGUUGUCGCAGAUGUCCAUGUAUCGAAUACAAAUAUCAUAUCUGGGUCUGGAAGAGUCAUGCUGUUUUUGCAUUUCACAGGAUGUCUGUCAUGGAAGCCCUAGCAUCACAGAUUUCGAGAAGCUUCCGCAUUGCUUAAUCCACAUGACAAGUCCCCCACUUUGGUGACAGGAAGUGGACAUCUUUUGCUGCCUGCUAUGCAUGAGAAAUUUGUAUCUGAGUCUGUGUUGUGAAAUGCGCAUCACAAGUUCGCAUCCUUCCAGACCCAGACAUGUUUGCAAUGCAUACCAUGCACGAGAAGGCGCUGUACCACGCGCAGAAGGCGAUUAAGUUCCUGCAGCAGGACGAGGCGCGGCGGAAGGAGUUGCUGCGGCGGCAGGAGGAGGACGGUCCCGCCGCCUCGGACCAACAAACCGAAGCCGCGGUGCAAGCCGCGGCCGCGACGCGGCAAGACGAGUCUCUCACCCCCGUGGCAUACUUCAACAUGGGAGCCGAAUACGAGCACUUGAAGUACUACACCGAGGCGCUGGAUUAUGACAAGAAAUCAAAGGUUUCGUCAGAGCACUGGUUCUUGUGCAAAUAAAUUCGCGAAUGGAUCAAGCAAUGUCGGCUCGAUGUGUAGUGCUUAUCUAUGCAUGACAGUAUCAGUACUGGAGAAGGAAAUUGAUAGCACCUGCGAUGUUGAUUAAGGUCAACUAGGAGAACUUUGACAGCAGGAGCUGCAUGUCAUUUCAGUUUCGUCAAGUUUUUUGUGAACUGUGCUGGUGAAAAUUUCGUUUCUUGCCGAUAAGAAAGCCUACGGCCAGGCGUACGAAGCCUGUCUGUCGGAGCUCGGUGCCGGACACGCCCUCACCUCGAAAAUCCUGGACAGCAUCAAACAGCUGAAAAAAAACCUGGGGCCUUCUAAAACCAAUGCGAAGGGGAAGAAAUGAGGGAAAAAUAAGUUUUCAACGACUCCAUUGCGAUAAACCAUAUUAACCAAACUUUACUGUUUCAGUUUCUAUGCCUGUGGCUCCUGUGCCGACAUGCUUCACAUUGCUUCUACUCGUGUUAACCACUCACCGUUUCAGUUUCUAGUCCUUAAAACUUGCUCGUCUUGCAUCUGAAGUGCUACCCACUUUCCCGCUCGGUAUCCCCUACAGCAAGUGGUAAGAAUCAGAAAAGCCUUCGUCUUGUAUUUGCGCCAGCAGGAGCAGCUGAUUGCGGUUGAACUUGAAAUACAGCUUCUACCAAAGCGAAUGAAGGGCUUCAAAAAGUGGAUUUUUGUUUGCCUAUUCGGUGACGCAGCGAACGCGAAGCCAGACAGCGCUUUUCCUUUGUUUUCGUCGUUGGUCGAAGAUACGAGGAGCGUUUCAAAAAGGUUAUGUUCGGAGUCAGGAG
Amoebophrya sp. A120 is the source of this 2640-nucleotide messenger RNA. The record is from the annotation of a GenBank genome assembly. NCBI's taxonomy places the organism in Eukaryota, Dinophyceae, Syndiniales, Amoebophryaceae.